This is a messenger RNA of Ictalurus punctatus (channel catfish), 2838 nucleotides long. It is a transcript of the gene nat16, whose product is annotated as N-acetyltransferase 16. The record is from RefSeq and is a predicted model, not a curated record. The coding region runs from base 1522 to 2523 and encodes 333 amino acids. Lineage: Eukaryota; Metazoa; Chordata; Actinopteri; Siluriformes; Ictaluridae. Gene Ontology annotation, molecular function: acyltransferase activity, transferring groups other than amino-acyl groups. The transcript has 4 exons.
AAAAGUAACAGUCAGUAUCUGGUGUCCUCCAGCUGCUUUAAGUACUAUAGUGCAUCUCAUCCUCAUGGACUGCACCAGAUUUGUCAGUUCUUGCUGUGAGAUGUUACUCCACUCUUCCACCAAAAUAUUUGCAAGUGGUUUUAACACAUGGUUGAAUGUAGUUUUCCACUGCAAUGACGAUCAGCUGUCCUUCCUGUCAACUUUUAGCACUGUAUUAGGUAUCUUACAUUACAGACAUUGCAGUUUAUUGCGCUGGCCACAUCUGCUGUCCUCAUGCCUCCCUGCACUAGGCCUAUGACAUGUUCACGCAGGUGACAGGAACCCUAGUCAUCUUUCUUCUGGUGUUUUUCAGAGUCAGAAGAAAGGUCUCUUUAGUGUCCUAACUUAUUGUUACUGUGACCUUAAUUGCCUGUAAACUGUUUGUGUCUUAAGGACUGUUCCAUAGGUGCACGUGCAAUAAUUGUUUAUGGUUCAUUGAACAAGCAUGAAAAGCAUUGUUUAAACCUUUUCCAACAAAGAUCUGUAAAGCUUAUUGGGAUUUUACAAAAUUAUCUUCCCUUAACUGCUAGAAGUGGGCUGACAUAAUCUAUCUGUAGAUUUGUCCACGGGGCCUUUGCUAUACAUGUGGGCCUCAAGCAACCUUUCCUUUUGAUUUUUGAUAGAUUCAGUGGGCAUCUGUAAAAAUAAAUAAAUAAAUAAAUAAAAUAAAACAAAAAUUGCACAUUAAUUAUUUAUGUCUUUAUCCAUGUUUGGCCACCAGAACAUGUUUCUAAGACUUUUGGCAUACCUAUGUGCUGCAAUCCUUCACUUUAAUUUCAUUACCCUGUAAUAUCAUCUGUCUUUUAUCUUUUAUAGCCAUAUGUUGUUGUAUUUCUGUUAUUUCGAGGGGGAGAAGAAGAGUAAAGAAAACUUAAACAUGUUUGGGGCCCUUAGUUCCAGUAAAUAUUUUUUUGAAGAAGGCCCACAGUCAGGUGUCCACAAACUUAUAGUCUUGGCCAUACAGUCUAAUUGUCAGUAUCCUUUAUACCUGUAUUUAAUCUUAUUUAGUGUUCUAGUAUUUAAUAGUCUAUCAAUUCUAGUAGAAAACAACAACAACUAAGUAAACACGAUUUGGUGAAUGUUUCCUAUAUUACAUUACUUGAAUAUAUACUGAAACAAACCAGAAAUGUAAUUACAUAAAAAUAUACAUUUUCAAAAUAAUAAAAUAGGUCUACCGAUUUCCACAUGGAAACCGGAAAUAACAUUCCAAAAAGGCUUACCGUGAUCUGCAGCAUCCCCGCUCUGAAUGUUGCUGGAUAGAUUACGUAGUCUCUGACUGUAUGGAGUAUAGGGGGUGGUGGGAGUGGUCUAAAGUGACAUACUGAGAGCCUUGGCAGACCCGGCUUAAAUUUAUCACUGCAGCUGAGGGGCAUUUUAAACCUGCAUUUAUUCAGCACCUGUGUGUUUGUUGAGGCCCGUUUUCAUCCCUCCAAACCUACAAGAACUGCAAACGCCCUCCAGGCUCCUUUCAAGCAAUAAACAAUGAAGAUUGAGAACAGCCUGACUUGCCUCCCUGAGGUGCCUCCUCAUACUGAACUACAGUUCACUGUGGCUACCGAGGAAGACUUUGAUGACAUCAUGGCCAUCAGCCAGGAUAUCUAUGGUGGUCUAGACUACCUUCCUACCCGUUAUCAGGCCUGGUUACAGGAGACAAACCGUACUGUCAUCCUUGCUCGCAAGCAAGGCAAAGUGAUUGCACUUGAGUCAGUAUGUGUUAUUGACGAUGGAGAAACUAUGUUGGUGGAAGGGCUCCGUGUGGCCCCUCAGGAGAGGGGCAAGGGAGUUGCACGGGUGCUGCUCCGCUUCUGUUCUCAGCUUGUUAAGUUGAAGUAUCCUGAAGUUAAAGUGAGCAGACUGACCAGAGAUGAUAAGCUGGGGCCCAAGGACUUUCAGAAAUACAGGCUCAUCACUAAACAGGGAAUCCUGCUGGUACGCUUCCGUGCUGAAGACCUAAAGUUACGGCUCACUGAUCUUGGGCUUAAUGUGAGUAUUGAAGGAGAUGGCCUGGCUCCUUCCAGCACCCCAGUGAGGUUAGAGGCCGCAGAAGUCCACCAGCUUUUUUUGAGCAGUGACGCAAUGCAAGAUGUACUACCCAAUGGUACCAUUGUGCAAGACUGGCAGCCCUUCAAACCCAUGCCCAGCAACAUGGAAAUCCUGUUGAAGAAAGACAUUGAUUGGAUGGUGGAUGAUACCUGUUGCCCAACUAUGGUCAGCCUGUGCACUUUCCCCUUUCAUGUACCUAUUGGCGACGACUGGUACUACCUCAACAUUGACAUGUUUGGCAAAGAUCUGGCUCUGGCUGUGCAGCAGCUCCUAUGUCACCUGAGGUGCCACACUAGCACACUGAAGGGCUAUGUGAUGUGCCAGGUUUUCCUGGACCCACCACUGUGGAAGCCCAUGGCUGAUUUCUUCAGGGAGACCUUGAAAGUGGAGCUGGUGAAGGAAUACACAGAGCAGUGUGUAGUGGAAUCCGACUUGGUGUAGCAAGCGGAGGGCUGUCGGCUAAAAGUUAGGCGUUUGAGACUCCCCUCACCCCACACUUGGAGGCCAAACAUUAGAAACUGGAAGAGCUUUGAUAUCACUCAAAUGGUUUCCUUUCAUAUUUUGCCCCAGAACAAAACCUUUAUCCUACAUAUACAGACAAACAUACUAUUAAAUUAAAAUCCCCUUCUAGAAAUGAAGUAAUUUUAAGUUAGUUUGAGUUAGUUUAAUAAUGCCUCAUCACUGCAAAAAAAAAACAAACAAAAAAAACAAUGAAAGCAGCAAUUAGUUAAGAUAGAAUAAAUAUGCAAAAAGAAA